AUGGGGGGCGCCGUGCUGGUGGCCAUCGCGGCCUCCAUCGGCAACUUGCUGCAGGGCUGGGAUAAUGCGACCAUUGCAGGGGCGGUCUUGUACAUAAAGAAGGAAUUCAAUUUACAGAGCGAGCCCCUAAUUGAGGGUCUCAUCGUGGCCAUGUCCCUCUUUGGGGCAACAGUCGUCACAACAUUCUCCGGGGCAGCGGCUGACUCCAUCGGUAGGCGGCCCUUGCUGAUCGCUUCCGCUGUCCUCUACUUUGUUAGUGGGUUGGUGAUGCUCUGGGCACCAAGCGUGUAUGUUUUGCUCCUGGCAAGGCUCAUCGACGGACUCGGUAUCGGUUUGGCUGUCACACUUGUUCCUUUGUACAUCUCCGAGACUGCGCCGACAGACAUUCGAGGGUUGUUGAACACGCUGCCACAGUUCAGUGGGUCAGGAGGGAUGUUCCUUUCUUAUUGCAUGGUGUUUGGGAUGUCUCUCUUACCAAAACCCGAUUGGAGGAUCAUGCUUGGCGUUCUUUCGAUACCCUCGCUUAUAUACCUUGCAUUGACUGUCUUCUACUUGCCUGAAUCACCGAGGUGGCUCGUGAGCAAAGGAAGGAUGGCCGAGGCUAAGAGAGUCUUGCAAAGGCUGCGGGGAAGGGAAGAUGUCUCAGGAGAAAUGGCUCUUCUAGUCGAAGGCUUGGGUGUUGGGAAAGAUACACGCAUUGAAGAAUACAUAAUUGGCCCUGAUGACGAACUUGCUGAUGAAGGGCUGGCUCCAGAUCCAGAGAAGAUCAAAUUAUAUGGACCUGAAGAAGGCCUAUCUUGGGUUGCCCGACCUGUUCGUGGCCAAAGUGCACUUGGAAGUGCGUAUGGUCUCAUCUCUCAGCAUGGGAGUAUGGUUAGUCAAGGCAAGCCCCUUGUGGAUCCUGUUGUCACUCUUUUCGGUAGUGUUCACGAGAAGAUGCCUGAGAUAAUGGGCAGCAUGCGGAGCACAUUAUUUCCCAACUUUGGCAGCAUGUUUAGUGUUGCGGAGCAGCAGCAGGCUAAAGCUGACUGGGAUGCCGAGAGUCAAAGGGAGGGCGAUGAGUAUGCUUCAGAUCAUGGUGGAGAUGACAUCGAGGAUAACCUCCAAAGCCCACUUAUUUCUCGUCAAGCAACAAGCGUAGAAGGAAAGGAGAUUGCUGCACCUCAUGGUAGCAUAAUGGGUGCUGUGGGAAGAAGUAGCGGUCUUAUGCAGGGAGGGGAGGCAGUAAGCAGCAUGGGCAUUGGUGGAGGAUGGCAAUUGGCAUGGAAAUGGACUGAGAGAGAAGGCGCCGACGGGCAAAAGGAAGGUGGCUUCCAACGUAUUUACUUGCAUGAGGAGGGCGUACAAGGCAACAGGGGUUCUAUAUUGUCAUUACCAGGGGGGGAUGUCCCUCCUGGUGGUGAGUUCGUCCAGGCCGCCGCUCUUGUGAGUCAACCAGCUCUUUACUCCAAGGAACUGCUGGAGCAGCGUGCUGCUGGUCCUGCAAUGAUGCAUCCAUCUGAGGCAGUUGCUAAAGGUCCAAAAUGGGCCGAGCUAUUCGAGCCUGGAGUGAAGCAUGCACUGUUUGUUGGCAUUGGAAUUCAGAUCCUGCAACAGUUUGCUGGCAUCAAUGGUGUUCUCUACUAUACCCCUCAAAUUCUUGAACAAGCAGGUGUUGGUGUUCUUCUUUCCAACAUUGGACUUAGCUCAUCUUCCGCAUCUAUUCUUAUCAGCGCCUUGACCACCUUACUGAUGCUCCCGAGCAUUGGUAUUGCAAUGAGGCUUGUGGAUAUGUCUGGAAGGAGGUUUCUUCUCCUUGCGACAAUCCCUAUCCUGAUAGUUGCACUAAUUAUCCUGGUCGUGGUCAACAUUGUGGAUAUGGGAACCAUGGUUCAUGCUGCACUCUCCACGAUCAGCGUCAUAGUCUAUUUCUGCUUCUUCGUCAUGGGGUUUGGGCCUAUUCCCAACAUUCUUUGUGCAGAAAUCUUUCCCACCACUGUCCGUGGCAUCUGCAUAGCCAUCUGCGCAUUAACCUUCUGGAUCGGUGACAUCAUCGUGACAUACACACUCCCCGUGAUGCUGAAUGCCAUCGGGCUCGCUGGUGUCUUCGGGAUUUACGCUGUCGUUUGCAUCCUGGCUCUUGUAUUUGUGUACAUGAAGGUGCCGGAGACAAAAGGGAUGCCCCUCGAGGUCAUCACCGAGUUCUUCUCUGUUGGAGCUAAGCAAGCCAGGGAAGCCAGGGAGGAUUGAUCGCCCAGACACGGAGAUCAGCUUCGCUGGCAGUAAUUUUGUGGUUUCCAAACUUCACCGUGGCUAGUUAAUCCUCUGAUGCUGUGUGAAAGAUACUUGACCGACCAAGAAGGGGACAGGGGAACUGUGUGCCUAAAGAUCGUUUGGCUGUGCAUCGUGAGGCUUGAUAUGCUGUCAUUGACCGGCUUUUGGAACUAGGGUGUGUAGAUCAUCAUCUGUUUUUUGUUUUUGUUUUUUGCUUGGGAGACUGUUUGUGUUCGUUGUAAUCUUUUUUGCCCUAUGUAACUACUGGUGUAUGACAGUUCUAUGCUAUGGGUUUCGUUGUCUUGUCAGCA
This is a messenger RNA of Panicum hallii, 2564 nucleotides long. Its product is annotated as monosaccharide-sensing protein 2-like. The record is from RefSeq and is a predicted model, not a curated record. Gene Ontology annotation, molecular function: myo-inositol:proton symporter activity. The transcript has 5 exons. Lineage: Eukaryota; Viridiplantae; Streptophyta; Magnoliopsida; Poales; Poaceae. Gene Ontology annotation, cellular component: membrane. Gene Ontology annotation, biological process: transmembrane transport. Bases 1 to 2229 code for a protein of 742 amino acids.